UGUGCGUCGUCAGAGGAGCGCGUCCUCGUUUGGCACCACAGCCAGCUAGGCGCAGUCUUCUUUCUCCUCCUCCCCCUCCUUUAUUCUCCUCCUCUUCCUCCAGUUCCUGCACGACUGCGUGAAAUAAAAAGUCCAGAGAGAGUCGAAACUGGCCAAAGACGCGCUCCUUGUCACGUCGCGCACCCUGGAAGGAAAGGAUCGAGGCCGUAGCUGCUCCGAUCCCGUUCAGCAUCCUGAAGUGAGGGUGUCAGGAGGAGAGUAGAAACUCAGAAUAAAGCCACAAAAAUGGUUCUGCAGAGAGUGGUCCGUGCUGUCAUUAUGGGACCUCCUGGGUCUGGGAAAGGAACCGUGUCUGCGCGUAUCACCAAAAGUUUUGGACUGAAGCACCUCUCGAGUGGGGACAUUCUGAGAGCCAACAUCAACGCAAAAACAGAGCUCGGCCUGCUGACGAAGUCCUGCAUUGAUCAGGGUCAGCUGGUACCCGAUGACGUCAUGUCUCGUCUCAUCCUCAGUGAGCUGAGGACGAUGGAGCAGAGCGGCUGGCUGCUGGACGGUUUCCCACGUACGGUAUCGCAGGCAGAGGCUCUGGAUGACGUCUACACUGUGGACACAGUCAUCAACCUCAAUGUUCCUUUCCAGACCAUCAGGCAAAGGCUGACGUCUCGCUGGACUCACCUCCCGAGCGGCAGAGUCUACAACAUAGACUUCAACCCGCCUAAAGUCGCAGGUUUGGAUGAUGAGACAGGAGAACCUCUGAUCCAGAGAGACGAUGACAAACCAGAGACGGUGACACGGAGACUGAAGUCCUAUGAAACCCAGACAGAGCCCGUCUUAGAGUACUACAGGAGUAAAGGUGUGCUCGAGACCUUCACGGGGACAGAAACCAACAAGAUAUGGCCACACGUCGAGGCUUUCCUCCACAGAAAACUCUCCUCAAUCAAUCAGAGAGUGGCGUAAGAAGCCUGAACAGAAAGAGGCCUGAAGUUUACCAGCAGAAAUCACCGCCUGCCACUUUCUGUGAAACUGUGAAAGGGAAGAGAAGUUUAUGUAAUAAUAUAUUCUGAAUGUUGAAACUGAGGCUCAAGCUCACGUAGUUCAUGUCAUGUACAACAGGGGCUGGUUGCACAAAACACCGGUUCCUUGAAAUAUAAAACACCUUAAAGUGUCCUUAAAAAGUUCACUCAAGUGUUUGGGAUGUUCUCCUUAUGUUGGCCUAAUACUUACGGAAUUAGUUUGUUUUUAUUAUUGAAUUGUCGCACUAAAGAACUGAGCAAAGUGAAUUUUUUUAAGGUACCUGUGACAAUCUUAACCAAGUCUAUGCCAGAUUCCUUAAAUAGAUUUUUCUCCUACAUUAAUUUUAUAUGUGCUCUCUUUUAUUACAUUCCUCUGGAGGUCUAAUCUUUUCCUCCUUUGACCAAUUUUGUUUUCUAGUCUAAUUUUCCUCUGCCAUGUGUUUUUUAAAUCGUCUACACAGCAGCUUUGUGCUGUAAAAUGCAAGAAAAUAGUCUUUUAAAGCUGUAAAAUCUAUUUUAGUAAAUGCUUUAAUGUUUGUUCUUUACUGAGAAAAUCCUUGAAGAGAUUCUACACAAGAUCCUUAAGCCAGAGGAAGAAAUUAAGCCUGAGGCAGUGGGUGGUUUAAGGGUGCACUGGGGUUAAUCUCCAUCCCCCCUGUUCCCCUGCUGUGUGUUUGUUGUUAUGUAGGACCACUGGAAUCCACUGAUCCAUUCCUCCUGGUUAAAAACUAACAAAUCUCCCCCUGACUUUAGGUCUAACACUUCAGGAAGACAAACCUUAUGGUGUUUUGUGCAGCCGGCUACAGAUGUGAAAACUCCACUUUGACCACUUGUUGCACUGUUUUCUGCAAGUUAGUUUGUGAAACUCUCAGGAAGUUUGUUCAAAAUCUUUCAAACAUUAGUUGUUAAGAGUUCAGAGUGUUUGUUUGUUCAAUAAUGUGCCUUUGUAAAGCAGAUCAGUUCAGUUUGUUUGCACAAAAUGUGAAAAGGGUGCAGUUGGUUGUACGGAUUUUAAAUUUCAAGCAUUUCCAACUGCAUUCACGAGUUCUUUUCUCGGCUGAUCUCCACAACUCUGAAAAGAAGCAGCCCAGAUUACCUCGAUUGAAACUCUACAGCUUUCUUCAUGCUUUAGCAGAACAAAGGUGUGUCUACCUGCCUUAGCGGGACUGUUGGUUGGACAGUAAAUAGUUGCCCUAAAGGGAAAUGUGCCACAAAUGACUGUAAACUGGCUUCUGCACUCCAGUGCCUUUAGCUGCUUUAUACAGCUAGUUCAGUGAAUGUGAAUGCAUUUUUAGAACCACGAACCACAGAUAAUAACAUAGAAACCAACCACACUUAAUAUAUUGAAUAUUUUUUAAUUAACAGUUUCUUUCAACCACCUCAAGUCUUAAUAGUGUACUCUUAAACAUUUUAACCAGCCAUUCCACGUAUACAGACUGAUAUUUGCCAUUUAAUGUGACUUGACAACUGAAAAUGCAACUGAAAAUACGUCAACACACACUUUUAAAACAGUUUGUGCGUGCUAUCGUCUUGUUGGAAGAUAUCACAGCCUUUAAGGUUGAUCUGUUGUGUUUUUUGCACUUUGCUCGAUAUGUUAAAAGCCACAGAAAUGCUAACCUGCCUUGCAAUGUAAUGUACUGUACUGACUGAUGCAGUGGAUGUUUCCUGUUUGUCCUGUGUGCACUCCUAAAUACUUGAAUACAAUGUUUUAAAAGCCUGUCUCCUUUUUCAAAGACAAGUUACAACUGUGUCACAAGUAUUUAUGAAUCACAAUAAACUUCUCAUACCAUACACCAGAA
Messenger RNA from Amphiprion ocellaris (clown anemonefish), 2812 nucleotides. RefSeq names its product adenylate kinase 3 (gene ak3). Gene Ontology annotation, molecular function: ATP binding; AMP kinase activity. The record is from RefSeq and is a predicted model, not a curated record. Lineage: Eukaryota; Metazoa; Chordata; Actinopteri; Pomacentridae. Gene Ontology annotation, cellular component: mitochondrion; cytoplasm. The transcript is spliced from 5 exons. The coding region runs from base 286 to 957 and encodes 223 amino acids. Gene Ontology annotation, biological process: nucleobase-containing compound metabolic process.